Molecule: messenger RNA, 2592 nt
Organism: Mus pahari (shrew mouse)
Lineage: Eukaryota; Metazoa; Chordata; Mammalia; Rodentia; Muridae
Product: syncytin-A
Exons: 3
Coding region: 322-2178 (618 amino acids)
Biological process (GO): syncytium formation by cell-cell fusion
Source: RefSeq, a predicted model, not a curated record
CCAUCAUCCACGCUGGAUGAAGCCUGUCCAUCGAAGCUGCACUGGGAUCGCCCACACUCUGUCGGUCCCAACAGUCUGAGCCUAGCCUGGAUUCUGGACUGGCAAGCUUGUGGGAUCAGGAGUUGCCCCCAUCUACUGGCCUCCGUGGAUCCGAGCUAACCUGUGAACGGCAGGACCAACCUCUAUAAACAAAACCGCACAACUGGACGCCUCCCUGUCUUUUGCAUCACUCCUGGACUGAGCGACAGACGGCCUUGACUUGAGAACUCUCAGGACGGCGUCUCUGUGCCUCCCACUACCGUGGGCCACUCCUGAAGAGCCAUGCUUCGCCUUUGGGUUUUCUGUCUCUUCCUGUUCCCUUGUUCCUCUGCCUACUCGGACAGCUGGAUGCCCCUUGUGAACCUCACGCAACGCCUCCUCCGCGAGGCUAACUCUUCCUUUUCUUCCAACUGCUGGGUCUGCUUAUCCAUCCAAACCCAGCGCUCUUUAGCCAUGCCAGCCCCACUAAGGACUUGGACAGAGACACCCAUGAAACUUCGUAUCAUGUACUCGGCCCGGAGCCUCUCCGGCCCGUACCCUAUUACCGACCUUGAGAGACGCCUCCAGAAUUUCCAGCCAUUGACUCCUCACUCCUCUUUCGUCAACCCUGACCAGCGGGCCAUUGCUUUCCUUCAGAUCACCAGCGCGACAGGCAUACUUCCGAUUCUUUCUCGGAUCACCUCGGUGAGAUACCCCGAUGACCACGUCUACGAAUCUGCCCAACGUCCCAUAUGGGGAUCACUCUCCACCCAAACGAUCCUCACUUCCCAGGCUCCUCUCUGCAUAUCCCGCUUCUUCAAGGAUUCAAACCAUGCCACCUUCGUGGGCAAACUCCCUGCCUCUCUUUGCAAUCACACCUUUCAGCUCUCCCCCUCGGCCAACCACCAAUCCAUAGAUCUGUCCUCCAGCUAUGCAUUCGCCCCGCUAAUGGCCAUGCCAGGGACUAAAUGGAGAAACCCCUUACGCUUUUCAGGACCUCCUUCCCUGAACUCAGGGACGCCUCACCACUCCUGCCCGAUAGAUGACAUCCACUGCCACACCUACCCCACCACCCCCUGGAGGUCCUGUCCUUCCUUCCCCGCUAGCACCUGCUAUAAUUUCACCCUAUUCGAGCCUGACAAUGCGAGCCGCCCUAUUACCCUGUCCGUGGACACCACAUACUUCAAGAUUAAACUCCAGGGACACAAAGACCCCUAUCCCCUCUUUCAGUACCAGCCCCUCAUGGGGGCAGCCCUCUCUGGACAAUAUUCAAUCUGGGAGUAUGAACCCACUGUUAUGAAAAACGGCGGUAUCACUCCAAAUCUCUUCUCCCACCUUGUCUCCUUAACGUACUCCUUCUGCCUCAACUCCUCCGGCGUUUUCUUCCUCUGUGGAAACUCAACUUAUGUCUGUCUCCCGGCCAAUUGGUCCGGCGUCUGUACCCUUGUCUUCCAAUACCCGGAUAUUGAACUCCUUCCUAACAACCAAACCAUAUCUGUCCCGCUUUUUGCUACAGUUCCCUCCUCUGUCCCCGCUUCUCGCCGCCGGAAGCGGGCCCUUCCUCUCCUUCCUCUCCUCGCCGGCCUGGGCAUUGCCUCUGCCCUGGGGUUAGGCAUCGCGGGUCUCACCACCUCAACCGUGUAUUUCCAACAGCUUUCCAAGGCUCUCUCUGACAGCCUAGACGAAAUAGCCACCUCCAUCAUCAGCCUCCAAGACCAAAUAGACUCGCUGGCGGGUGUCGUUCUCCAAAACCGCAGAGCUCUGGACCUCAUUGUGGCUGAGAGGGGGGGCACCUGCCUCUUCCUGCAGGAAGAGUGCUGCUUCUACAUAAACCAGUCCGGGGUAGUCCGGCACGCGGCAAGGAAACUUCGAGAAAGGGCCUCGGAACUCGGCACAAGCUCGAGCCCUUGGAUCCAGUGGCUGGGGCUGGGACCCUGGCUGCCCUCUUGGUUGACUUCCCUCAUGGGUCCCAUUCUCUUUAUCCUAGUACUGCUGGUUUUCCGGCCUUGUCUUCUUAACUGCCUGACUCAUUCUGUAUCGCGGCGAAUGAGUUCUUUCAUUCACACCACCACCGAAGGGCAUGUGGACAAGAUCCUUCUGCUUCGAGAGUCCCAGUACAAGAGACUUCCCCAAGAGCCCCCGGAGGAGGAUGCCGUCUAGCAGGGAGGAGCUACAUGAACCAUAACCGACCUCCACCCCGACUCUAUCUAUGGAUCUGUAGAAAAGAACACCCAUCCGUGUUAGCCACAGCCUUGCCGCUUGGAAGAACUAGUCCAUUUUGCUUAAAUGGUGGGAGUUUUCCCCAAACCACAGUAAUCGUUCUAGGUUUGUUUUUCUAGAUGCCUGACACCGCUUGCCCCCUGAUAGUGGCUGGCCAUUGGAGAUGUUUAUGAUGUUUAUGAUCACCUACACACUCCAGUCACGCUGGUUCAUGACUCUUUGAUCACAUUCAACAACAGAAGCUUUUGACACACCCCCCCUCCAUAUUUGCUUCCCAGUUUGUUAGCAGACAGUGAGUUUUCUGGUUUCCCCCCCGAUCUGGAGUCCUCCCUUUCCAAGGUUUAUCUCAGAUUA